Zygosaccharomyces rouxii is the source of this 1161-nucleotide messenger RNA. It is a transcript of the gene HIS5, whose product is annotated as histidinol-phosphate transaminase. The transcript has a single exon. Gene Ontology annotation, molecular function: L-histidinol-phosphate:2-oxoglutarate transaminase activity; pyridoxal phosphate binding. The record is from RefSeq and is a predicted model, not a curated record. The coding region runs from base 1 to 1161 and encodes 386 amino acids. Lineage: Eukaryota; Fungi; Ascomycota; Saccharomycetes; Saccharomycetales; Saccharomycetaceae. Gene Ontology annotation, biological process: L-histidine biosynthetic process.
AUGACCUUUGAUUUAACUAAAAUCGUUAGACCUAAGAUUUACAAUCUAGAACCAUAUCGUUGCGCAAGAGACGAUUUUAAGGAUGGUGUCCUAUUGGACGCAAAUGAGAACCCUCAUGGUCCUACGCAACCAGGUCUUGAAGGAUCUGGAUUGAACAGAUAUCCUGAUCCUCACCAACUUGCAUUCAAGACUGCAAUGGCUAAUUUUCGUAAUGGUGAAAAUCACCAGUACAAAGACUUACCACAGCCAUUGACGGCAGAGAAUUUAUGCCUUGGUGUUGGAUCUGAUGAAAGUAUUGAUGCCAUCAUUAGAGCUUGUUGCGUUCCUGCAAAGGAGAAGAUUUUGGUCCUACCACCAACCUAUUCCAUGUACUCAGUUUGUGCCCAUAUUAACGAUGUUGAAAUAGUUAAAUGUCCAUUGAUUACCAGUGAUAACUCAUUCCAGGCCAACACAGACGAAGUCAUCAAAACUGCUCAAAACGAUCCUUCCAUUAAAUUGAUUUUCAUCACUUCUCCUGGUAAUCCAACAGGUGCUAAAGUGGAAACCUCUAGAAUUGAGAAAAUCCUACAGAAUUGGGACCGUGGGAUGGUCGUUGUCGAUGAAGCUUACAUCGACUUCUGUGGCGGUUCUACAGCUCCAUUAGUUACCAAAUAUCCAAACCUCUGCGUAUUACAGACAUUAUCCAAAUCUUUUGGUCUUGCGGGUAUUAGGUUGGGUAUUACUUUUGCCUCCAAAGAAAUGGCUCGUGUUUUAAAUUCGAUGAAGGCCCCUUAUAACAUUUCAUCUUUGGCUUCUGAGUACGCAUUGAGAGCUGUCCAACCAGAUAAUCUGAAAGUAAUGAAACAACUGUCACUCGAAAAUAAAAGCCAGCAACACCGUCUGGUCAAGGAACUGACAUCCUUGCCCAACGUCCAUAAGGAACCUAUUGGUGGUCUUGACGCCAAUUUUAUCUUGUUAAGAAUUGGCAAUGGUGAUGGUGAUAACGAUUUGGCAAAAAAGCUAUAUUACAAAUUAGCUACCGAAUCUGGUGUUGUUGUUAGAUACAGAGGUAGCGAAUUAGGUUGUACUGGUUGUUUGAGAAUCACAGUCGGUACUAAGGAGGAAAACGACAAGUUGGUUAAGGAGUUUGCUAAAUUAUUGACUCAAUUGACUUCAAAUUAG